UCCUCCGCCUGACCGCCGCCAUCAUAGUCACCAUCACCAUAAUAUGUGAAUGGUAUCGUUGCCGCCGCGGAGGUAUUUCUAGCUAUCAGUAUAAGCUCUCCGCUAGGACUCUACGCCGGCAUCCCAUGCAACUGGAAUUGCAGAGGGGCAUGCUCUGAUUCUGCAUUACCAUGGGAAUUCAAAGAAGGCAAGGAGAAAUACGUGCUUGGAAGAGCAUCUGCAAGAUAGUGGAACAGGGUUUGUGAAGCGUGGGCUAGGUUUGAAAUGAAUCAAAAGCAGGAACUCUUCGAACGAGACUACAGGAUGGUAAGUGCUAUAUAUGCUAGCUGAGUGAGUGAAGGUUAGGCAUUACUUCUUUCAUCAGAACCAAUACUCCGCUCGCACUAGUAUAUGUCACAUUCUAUUCUUCUGAAUUGGUGGCGAGAUAGAGAGACGAGAAUAAGGAGUAAGCGGAGACGAUCCUGACCUGCGUGAAAUAUAGUGGAGCAUUAUGAUGGGCUGGAAUGAGGUAUGUUAUUUAGUUUUAAUUUUGGAACGUUUAGCUAGCUAGCUAAUAAACAGGAAUAUGUCAAUGUAAUCCUUUUGACACCGCAAUAUGUUACGCAUUUUGCAGGGAAGUCUCUCUGAGUAACUAAACCAUAAUCGCUACCCGGAAGAAACAUGUACCGGCAAGUUUACCUCUCACUCGGAGAGGAAUUUUUACUUCAGUGCUAUCCUACGGACGGGUAGCGGAAUGAAGAUGUAAGGUGAAAGAAAAAGCCAGAAUUCAGCACUAAGAGGGUACAAAAAGCAAUAGGUAAGAUGUCUAGAUAUAAAAUGUGAAUGAAAGCCACUGAUGUGCCCCUUAAAUGGGAUGCAGACACCUCAGUUCGAGAUCUCGAUACUUUGAACCAUCCACUUUUGGAGUUUCAGGAAAGGAAAUGAUAGAACAGAGUAGGAUUGAUAUUCACAUUAUAUUCUCCAUGCAACCCAAGCUAUGGAGGUCCAUAAAUAACACAAGUAAAGAUAUACGCUUCAAGGAGGUUCCGAGACUUUUGCUAGAUGAACAUUGGCUUCUAUAUGUUGAGGUUGUGAAGGUGCAGUCUGCAAGAGAAAUAAUGAGAUGGUCAUAAGAUGGAGAUAUUCACCAUCUUCUAUACCCCUCUUGAAUUUGGAAAUUAAAGAAAAAAUUGAAAAGUGAAUUCACUCUAUCAUGUAUGCUGGAUGUGAAAGAUAAACAAUAUGGGCCUAAAAGCUGAGGUCCAAGAUCUGACUUUUUCUAAUUACUCAAGGUCUUCAAAAAGAAAUAUGUGCCUCCAAAGACAAUAGUAUCCAAAAUAACCUAGUAAGUUCUCAUAAUGGCAGCCUUUGAUUCUUUUUUGUAACACAUAGGCAACUGACGACAAGAUGCAGUCUUUAUUCCUCAUGGCUUUCACAUUCGCAUUGCCUUACACAUCGUUUCACGAUGGCUCUACUGAUCUCAACUUCGAUAAUGAGCAAGCCAGUAUUCCUAAUGAUCAAGAAAGAGAGUACGACGCGGAUGUAGAAGAAGAAUCAAAAUGCGAAGUCGAUAGCUUGAUCUACUCCCCUACCCAAACAGCUUCCUCCACAAUUAUCGUUUGGCGAACCUUCAAUACCACACAAUCGGGCACCGCAGGAGUCGAGGUAGCUCAGGUUGAUAUUGCUGCUCAAGCAGAAAUUCUUAAGGGUGUAAAUUGGCAUGCCGUUCGAACUUCGCAGAUCGGACCCUUACAGACUGAUGCCCCUCAAUGCAGUGGUUGGACGCCCAUCAACGUGCGUCCAACCAACACUUCCCAGAUUAGCAGAGAAAACGCCUCCACUUCCGAUGCUGAAGACACUCAAGCUAGCGUUGCUCAAAGUACUUGCUGGUCCGUCACCAGUGGUUCGCAGACCGAUACCUCACAGGCUACCAGUAUUGAAGCCGAUAAUAAGUCAUCCAGCUACCCACAGAUGCAAAAUACAUUGAAUCUACGCCGUAGGAGAAUAGUCAAGUCCGUCAUGAGUACCAUGGUUGAUAUUCCCCAGCUCAAGGUCCACUUCAAAAGAUGUAAGAAAGAAUAUUGCUCUGUCCCCACCAAGGAGAAAAUUAAGUGGUUCAGACACCGCACCGCAUGUUUAAAUAUGGGCAGGAGCGUUGAAUAUGAUCCCGACAUGGCGGUCUUGACGUCAGAGUGGCACAAAUUCUUGGAGAGACGCAGAUGGUUGAAGAGUGAAAUGUUGAGGACCAAGAAUCUUUAUAAAUCUUCAAGACGUAGACGUCAAGAAAGUACCCAGUGUAGUCUGAGAGCAAGUUAUGAUAUUGCGUUCAUCAAGUCACUUGCGGAGAGCUGAAGAACGUUGAUUAGUGGGGCGGGCAUUGUUACUAAGAAGUUGAGAUUUGAGGUACGAACGUUGGGGAAUGAAGUGGCCAUUGUUUUAAGAAGUGGGAGACCUGAGUUACUUACAUCAUCCAGCAGAUAUCUUUUUUGGUGUAUCAACGGUCUCUUGCCAGCGGUGGGUGGUGGAUAUAGGAAAUUAUUCGCAAUUAUCAGCAUAUUUAUGAGGAACAUGGGCAAUAAAUGAAAUACAUUAUACCAAAAUCUGCUUC
Sclerotinia trifoliorum is the source of this 2587-nucleotide messenger RNA. NCBI's taxonomy places the organism in Eukaryota, Fungi, Ascomycota, Leotiomycetes, Helotiales, Sclerotiniaceae. The record is from the annotation of a GenBank genome assembly.